AUGUUAGCUGUCGGAAUCCUUCCAUCCGUGUUCAUAGCAUUCGCAUUGUUCAUAAUUCCUGAGUCUCCAAGAUGGUUAGUGAUGCAAAACCGAGUCGAUGAAGCAAGAUCCGUUUUGAUGAAAACAAAUGAAAUCGAAGCCGAGGUAGAGGAGAGACUAUCGGAAAUCCUGAAGGCGGCCGGAAUCGGAACCGGAACCGGAACCGGAGAGAAUCAAGAAGAGAAAGCCGUGUGGCGGGAAUUACUAAAUCCAUCUCCUGCUUUACGAAGAAUGCUCAUCACCGGAUUCGGAAUCCAAUGUUUCCAACAGAUCACCGGAAUCGACGCGACGGUAUACUACAGUCCCGAGAUUCUACAAACCGCCGGAAUUGAGGAAAAGUCGAGACUCUUGGCCGCAACUGUAGCCGUCGGAAUCGCGAAAACCUUAUUCAUUUUGGUUGCCAUUAUGCUCAUCGAUAAAAUCGGGAGAAAACCGUUGUUAUACGUGAGCACAAUCGGAAUGACCAUUUGUUUAUGCGGUCUAGCGAUAAGUCUUUCGUUGUUCAAAGGAACAACUCUCGGAGUGGAAUUAGCGAUUCUAUCGAUAUGUGGAAACGUAGCGUUCUUUUCCAUCGGAAUCGGUCCGGUUUGUUGGGUUUUAACAUCGGAAAUCUUUCCAUUACGUCUUCGAGCUCAGGCAUCGGCAUUGGGAGCGGUUGGAAACAGGGUUUGCAGUGGAGUCGUGGCAAUGUCGUUUUUAUCGGUUUCUCGUGCAAUUUCAAUGGCGGGAACGUUUCUUAUAUUCACAAUUCUUUCGUUUUUGUCGGUUGGUUUUGUUUAUAAACUUGUUCCGGAAACGAAAGGGAAGUCGUUGGAACAGAUUGAGUUGUUGUUCCAAAAGGACCGGAAUUGGAAUGAAGAGGAAGUAGAGUUAUCAGAUACUCAACAGUUGGUGAAAAACGAAGGGAAUUAA
Messenger RNA from Lactuca virosa, 951 nucleotides. The record is from the annotation of a GenBank genome assembly. NCBI's taxonomy places the organism in Eukaryota, Viridiplantae, Streptophyta, Magnoliopsida, Asterales, Asteraceae.